AUGCCCAAGCACGCCACUCAACGCAGCCAGCGUACCCGCGCUACGCCAUACGAUCGCACUCACCAAACCACUAUCACCCGUCUCAGAGUUGCAAACGAAAGGAUCGAGAUCCUCAAGGCAGAACUCGACGUAACCAAUACCAAAAGGCAUCUCUGGAAAGCCAAGUACAACCAGAUCAAAGAAUUGGUCGACGACAUGCUCACGCACGCCAAGGGAUUGAUCGAUGGACGUGAGGAUGACGUGGAGGCCAAGCGUGCGGAACUAGGUCUUCGGUUGCAGAUGAUCCAUCUUCGGAAGAGAUGA
Fusarium pseudograminearum CS3096 is the source of this 303-nucleotide messenger RNA. RefSeq lists its product as uncharacterized. The transcript has a single exon. The record is from RefSeq and is a predicted model, not a curated record. Lineage: Eukaryota; Fungi; Ascomycota; Sordariomycetes; Hypocreales; Nectriaceae. The coding region runs from base 1 to 303 and encodes 100 amino acids.